Osmia lignaria (orchard mason bee) is the source of this 1536-nucleotide messenger RNA. RefSeq lists its product as uncharacterized. The record is from RefSeq and is a predicted model, not a curated record. NCBI's taxonomy places the organism in Eukaryota, Metazoa, Arthropoda, Insecta, Hymenoptera, Megachilidae.
AAUAAUUUCGACAUGAUCACCUGUCAAUAGGUUACUCGGAAACUAUAUUUCAAACUAAAAAUUACAAAAAUGAUAAAUUGUAAUUGAUUAAUCAGCAUCAAUAAUGAAUCACAGUAAUUAGUACAAUGAAUAAAUUGCCAGAGGAAUAUGUGUCUAAAACCAGAAAAAGAAGAAAAUGUUGAAAUCUAUAUGUCCUCCGAUAGCAGGAGGUUAAUGAAAAAUCAAUAUAAGCAAGUGAAAUCAAUAUUCCACGUGAAGUAACAGAAAAUGCGUAAGAACUGUUGCGAUCCAGUAUGUUCAGCAAAUAGACAAUUUGCAUGCACUAGCAGAUCAAAGAGUAGAUCGAAGAAACGAAAACUAGCAUGUUACGAAGCUUGUCCGACUACUUCAAGAACUUCAACGAAGCCACGGAAGAGAUGUGCGAAGUCGAAGAAGAGAUCGAAGGAACAGAAAGUUAAAAUUUGCAAAAACAAAAAAUGUCGAGCUGCAAGAUGGGACGUGGAAAGUUCAACGUCGAUACAUGUGCCAGAGAAAAUAUGCGUGAGGCGUACGGAGUCGAUGAGAUCAUGUAGAUCCUGCCAGGAUUCGCGACGUCCUAAAAGAAUAACUUGCACUUGUCAUCCACGUCGAAGUAUACCUUUAGAAAGGAAGAAAGAAAAUAAAUGUUGCCAGUUCAAAAAAUGCAGACGGCAAACAAGGCAACUGAUGCCACUUUGUAUUUGUGUCAGAACAUCCAGUUCAGAGAAUUUCAGAAGCAUACAAAGUUCCCCUUGUCCAGUUUUUUCUAAAUACGGAGAAUGUUGCUGCAUAAGUCAUAAAAAAAAGCGAAGUUGUAAAGAAACACCAGUUGCACCUCGAAGAGUUUCAGAACACAGAAAAUGUUGCAAAUGCCAGUACAAUCCAACUUCGUUAAAGACCCAGCAAAAUGUAUUCCUAAGGGGAUUAUCUUUCUUUGGUAGAAAGAUACAGAAAUUAAGACACCCAUUUUCUAACAAUCCAAGACCAAAUCGACUUAGAUCGUGUCCUAUUAAUAAAUGUUGCUCUAGAAGCGCUUUGAAGAGAAGAAAUGAUAACUUUCCAGAGAGAAGGAAAGUAAUGUUCUGCAAAUGAAGGUAACAACGAUGAAUUGACCGAUGUUCCUAGUGUUCUUUAUGUAUUUGCUUACAAAAUCAGUGAUAAUUAUUUUAAAAGAUAUUUUUGAUUUACGAGCUAACGAUACUUAAUAAUUAAGUAAUAUCAAUAUAAAUUAUAAAUUGCUACAUCAUAAAGAUAAGUGUUCAAUGCAAAGAAUUAUUUAUUACAGAACACUUAGCGAACUAAAGACUUGUUUCGUGGUAAAAAAAAGUAUAUCAUCAAGCAAAGGACACAACAUAAAAUGACGAGAAUAAUAAAAAUUUUAGUCGCUGCUUUUGGCCACGUAUUUGUUGACCUUGUCACGAUUACACAAUGUUAUAAAGCCAAAAUACAAUACAUCAAGUUGAACAUGAGAUAGUUGUUAAACGUUAUGAUAUUGAAUAAACGUGAAGAAAUCUCUUA